UCAGCAACAUGUAGGCAGGCUGAGUAAAGAGAGGUCGAGACUGUGUACGUACAAUUUCUUUUUACGUUUUUUUUUUUUACCUCAGAGAAACAUACCGGGUGGAAACGUCGUGGAAAUGGGCAGCUGUGGAAUGGAUAUACAAGUGACGAAGUGCCGCAGGGAGAACAGAGUGUCUGGAUCCUGAAAAACAGUCCUGCAUAAAGUGCUACCCACCCAAGUGACUCUCUGGCCGUGUCAUGGCGGCAAGACCUGCCCUUUCGUUCUUAUUGGCUGUGCUGGCGUGCACUGGGCCGGCCCAGCCCUCCCCCCCACUGCUGCUCCGCCCCCGGGAGAGAGAGAGGGACUCUGGAGGGGCUUCGGGCGGAGUCAACAUCGCUGUGGUCCACUCCGGCUCCUCCCACCUCCCGGAAACGAGCGCCGGGGUGGGGGGCGUGGGCGGCGCCUCUUCGGCGGGUUCCGGCUCCGGUGCCGGGCCAAGCAGCAGCAGCAACUCAGGGACGGGUUUUCUGAGUCGGGCCUGGUCGGGACAGGUGGGUGAGAGCGUGAUGACACCAUGGGGACCCGCGAACGUGAUCUGGCUGGCUGUGAACGAGAGCAGUCCUGGGAGCCUCUUGCUACAGUUGUGCGAGUUACUGGCUACCACUCCGCUACAAGGCCUUGUGUUUGAGGAAGAGAAGCCACCACCACCCAACCGGGCACCAUUGGCACCUAUGCUGGAAUUCGUCUCGGCCCAGACAGGAGUGCCUGUGAUUGCUGUUGGAGGAGGAGCUGGCUUGGGGAGGGAGCCACAGGAGAGCGGCUCCGUCUACUUGCAGUUCUUGUGCUCCACUGGCCUGCAGCUGGAGGUUAUUUUCGAAGUUCUGGAGGAGUUUGAUUGGACGGCUUUCUCUGUGGUUACCACACGCCACCACGGCUAUGAGGACUUCCUGGCCAUGGUAGAAGGCAUGAUAGAUGGCUCCUUCAUCGGCUGGGAGAGAAAGAGUGUGGUGAUGCUCAACCUGACUGAUGACCCAGGAGGGGCUCGUACACGCAGGCUGCUGAAAGAGAAUGAAGCGCAGUUGUUAUACUGUAGGAAUUGUUGGAGGAGUGCAGGUCACCAGUCAACAACCCUCAAGAGUAGUUUUAUCUCCCUGUCAGGAGCCUGUGGCUACAUGUCGACAAGUGGGAUAAGCAACCCAUAUCCAGCAAGAAAAACAACACCCCUGCACAUCAAAGUGCGACUGCUAUAUUGCUCACAGGAAGAGGCGGAGCAAAUUUUUAAGGCUGCAUGGGCAUCAGGGCAGGCUACUCCCUCACAUAUGUGGUUUGCGGUGGGCCCUGCUCUGUCUGGACUUGGUCUUGAGGGUCUACCCAAGGCUUUGUUUGCUGUGCGACCCCAGGGAUGGAGGGACGAGCCACGACGGCGAAUUGCAAAGGGUGUGUCAGUAUUGACGCACGGUGCUAUGGCUUUACGCAGAGAGUACGGCGGGGCUCGAGGGACAAGCUUUGCUGGGAACUGCAUGAUGGAUGGAAAUCAAACACAGAGGGUACCGGGUAGAAUCAGGUUCUUCAGUAACAUAACUCUAUCUGGACGGGACUAUUCCUUUAAUAAUGACGGUUAUCUGGCAAAUCCGCUCCUGGAUGUUAUCUCCUACACUGCAGGAAGAGGCUGGGAGGAGGUAGGUUGGUGGGAAAAUGGUGUGCUGCGUCUGCGUUACCCGCCCUGGUCCCGUUACGGCCCGUUCCUCAAACCUCUGGAUGACUCCCAGCACUUGCGUGUGGUUACUCUGGAGGAGAGGCCGUUCGUCAUCGUAGAGCCUGCUGAUCCUGGAACAGGCUCCUGCAUCAGAGACUCUGUGCCGUGCCGUCUGCCGCUCAACAACAGCAUGGUUGUUGAGGGCAUUCAAUCUAUGAAGCACUGCUGCAAAGGCUUCUGUAUUGAUGUUCUCAAGCGCCUGGCUAAAAUAGUGGGCUUCACCUAUGACCUCUAUCUGGUGACCAAUGGCAGGCAUGGAAAGAACAUAGACGGAGAGUGGAAUGGAAUGGUCGGGGAGGUGGUGUCCAAGCGGGCUGACAUGGCGAUUGGCUCCCUGACUAUUAAUGAAGAGAGGUCAGAGGUUGUGGAGUUCUCUGUUCCUUUUGUGGAGACUGGCAUCAGUGUCAUGGUCUCUCGCAGCAAUGGCACAGUGUCACCAUCUGCUUUCCUCGAGCCUUACAGCCCAGCUGUGUGGGUGAUGAUGUUCGUCAUGUGCCUGUCUGUGGUAGCUGUGACCGUCUUCAUAUUCGAGUUCUUCAGCCCUGUUGGAUAUAACCGAAGCUUACAGAGCGGGAAGAAGGCAGGAGGUUCAAAGUUCACCAUAGGGAAGUCUAUUUGGCUGCUGUGGGCUCUGGUGUUUAAUAACUCUGUUCCGGUGGAAAACCCUAGAGGCACCACCAGUAAGAUAAUGGUGCUGGUCUGGGCUUUCUUUGCUGUCAUCUUCCUGGCCAGCUACACUGCUAACCUGGCUGCUUUCAUGAUUCAAGAAGAGUACAUCGACACUGUGUCUGGCCUCAGUGAUAAGAAGUUUCAGCACCCCACAGAGCAGUAUCCUCCUUUACGCUUCGGCACUGUCCCAAACGGAAGUACGGAGGAGAAUAUACGGAGCAAUUACCCCAACAUGCAUCAGUACAUGGUGCGGAACAAUCAGAGAGGGGUGGAAGAGGCCAUCGACAACCUUAAGACUGGGAAACUGGAUGCAUUCAUAUAUGAUGCAGCUGUCCUGAACUACAUGGCUCGUAAGGAUGAGGGCUGCAAAGUAAUGACCAUCGGCUCUGGCAAAGUGUUCGCUACAACAGGGUAUGGCAUUGCCUUACACAAAAACUCCCGCUGGAAGCGGCCGCUAGACCUCGCCCUCCUGCAGCUAGUUGGAGAUGGUGAGAGAAUGAAAUACCUAGAUGAGAUUGACAUGCUUGAACGACUCUGGCUGUCUGGGAUCUGUCAUAAUGAUAAGAUUGAGGUGAUGAGUUCCAAACUGGAUAUAGACAAUAUGGCAGGAGUCUUCUAUAUGCUUCUGGUUGCCAUGGGCCUAAGUCUGCUGGUGUUUGCAUGGGAGCAUCUCGUCUAUUGGAAGCUCCGCCACUGUUUGGGCCGCUCUGGAGGACUGGACUUCCUACUGGCUUUCAGUCGGGGAAUGUACAGCUGCUGCAAUUUUGAAGAUGAAACAGCUCCUGGAGGUUCCCAAAGCACACUUCCUCAAUAUCAUCAUGUCUCCACAGUUCCUCCUCCUCCACCGCCUCAUGUGAUCUCUACAGCCGUGGCCAAUCCCCCCAUCGCUAUGGCACAACAGCAGCAGCAACAACAAAAGCAACACCACCAGCAGCCACCGGUAUACAAUGCUCUUCUUCCUGGCUCCCCUCCUUCAGUUGGACAUUCUGGAAUGGCCCUAGGCCCAUCAAACAGUCCCAUUCUUGGAGCACCCAUGCCUUGCUCUACAUUCCUACCACGGCAUGAUCGUCGAUUAGCUGUGGUGGAUCGGUGGACACGCCCAAAGGUUGGUCCUGAGAAGCCAUGUGGUGUGAGCAGUGGGAUAACAGACUUAACACAAUUCCAAGGCAUGCCCCCUCACUGGGGUGCAGGAAUAAGUGGAGGAGAGGGGGGUCUGGAUGAGUACAAGAGAUACUAUGGGCCAAUUGAUCCAGAAGGCUUAGGGGUCUCUACCGAACCUCAAAACAUAGGCACCCAAACUCCAAAAACGAAGCAUCGAGUGACGAAAUCCUCUGGAAACCCACGGUUAAUUCCUAAAGGUCAAGCCUCUGGACACUUACCAAUUAACCAUGCUUUGCCACAUCCCUCUCCACCUCAGCAAUCUAUAUGGAGGAGAAGCAGCUUCUCAAAAAGGAAGGGCUCAGGUGGGCCACUCUACGAAAACAUCCUUCCACUCGGAAGGAGAGGUGGUGGCAGAUAUGGAAUGAGGGAUGGCGGUGGGAGAAGAGCACGUCGUCCUCCUCCCCUUCCUCUGCCUAUACCCGUGCCCCUCUCUUCCCCAACACAGACUCCACCCUCACCUUCUCCAUCUGUAUGCUACACAUCGACUUCGUCCAGCAGCUCCAGCACCUCCAGUUCAUCCUCUUCUUCAGAAUCAAUCUCCCGAUCCAAUUCUCCUUCAUCUUCAUCAUCGUACACAUCAUCCCAGAGCUUUAGAUACCGAGCAGAUGCACGAGAUGUGUAUGAAGACUAUGACACAGAUGAGCUUACGGAGGAGUCGAGCUUGCUUUUGGGGAGGAGAAAAAGUCGUUCACGUAUGUCCUCUCGAUCCCUGCCCAGUAGUCCUCCACCACCACCUAUACCACCUCGCAAACCUUGUGGACAGAGGGCGCAGGUGAGAGACAGAGCAGGCAGCCAGAUUGCACAGCUUCAAGAGUGGUGGGCCUCUUGGGGGGAGAAAGAAAAGGGUAGAAGAGCAGCUGGAGAUAGAGAUGUUAAGGAGGAGAAACGACAUCAUAAAGAAAGGGAAAGAGAGAGAAAGAGGAGGAAGAAGGGUAGAAAGAAAAAGAAGAGAGAAGAGCGUGAAAGAGAAAGGGAGCGUAAAAGACGUAAGGUGAAAAAGAAAAAGAAAAAAGAGGAGAAAUCAAGAAGAAGGGAGAGGGAAAAACGAUCUGAACAAGAGGAGGUAGAUAUGGACAGGAAAGAUGUCUUUGAAAAAGGUAUAGGACAGGAAUACUCUUCCUAUCCUGCUCUGAGGAGAAGCUCUUUCCGAAAAAAGAGUGAAAGCUCUACAAGGAGUUAUGAGUGGGAUAUUAUCAGAGAUGGAGUUAAGAGAGACAGGGAUGAUCAAGGUGGAGAAGAUGAAGAAGGCAGUAGAGGAAAGGAAAGGCAUCAGAGAAGCCCAAAAUCACAACGCCACUCCAGGCCAAGGUCAAACAACAAGCAUUUUUCUAGCUCAAACAAACCUUCUUCAACCGUCAAAUUUUGGAGUAGUGGGAACCCAACUUCUGAUUCGCCAUCGUCUUUUGUACCCUUGCUUCCCAUAUCUAAAAGACGAAAGUCUGUAGGAGCUGAGAGAGACGAGCGAGGAAGAGGUGUAGAGACUCGGCCCCUUUUGGGAGAAAACAAGAGAGUUAAGCCUUGCUCGAGAGAAGGCCUGUCAUUUCACGAAUGGGAUUCCGAGGAAGAAGAAGAUGAGGAGUCUGAAGUGGAAAGAAGCAGGCCAGAAGAACAGGGGCGACGACGAGAAAGUAGAGGAAUGGACUCUGAAUCCGAAAGGGACAGAGAAAAAACUGUUGAGAUAUACACAGAUGAUGAGGGUUCCUCAGGAGAGUUUGGUAAGUUUGAGAGAUAUUGGGAGGGUCACGAAGGAAGGGCAGUUGGAGGCAUUGGAGGAGGAGGAUGGUUCUUUGGCACCUACCCUGCCAGAGAAAGAGGAGGCAGUAUAAACAGUAGAGAGGACUUUUUGGGGUGGGGUGGUGGAGAAAGUGGCCUGGGUUUCGUAGCAGGAACCGGAACAGGGUGGGUAUCAGGAGGCUUAGGUUCAAACCAGUGGCCUCCAACUCCAUUGACUCCACCACCUCCUCGAAGAUACUGGUCUGUUGAUAAAUUACCAGUGAAGACUGAAAAGAAAUCUAAAAUCAGGUCUCAAGAGAAGAGCCGAGCCCACGCAUCCUGUUCCUGCCAGUCACCCCAUCACUCUGCCAGCACUCACUCCAAAUGGAAUCGGGUGACUUCUAGGAGUCAGGAGGAGCUCCUCCCCCACUGCCACAGUUUCAGCAGCAGCGUAAGACCCAAACGGCAAUCAUCCAAACCGGAUCGGGCUCAGAGCCUGGCAAAAUCUGGAAGCCAGUCCAACCUCAGUGCACAAAGACCACAGCGCUCAGACCGGUCCCGACAACCACCGUCCCCUCCUCAGAGUCUACCGCCAUCUUUACCCCCUCCAAUGGUCCCUGCACUCCCAGCCCCACCCUCUUCCUCUCACCAUAUACAUGUACCUCCACCUACCUCCUCUUCAUCAGUUUCCUCCCCUUCGGUUGUCUCAUCUACUCCUGGUGCCCCACAGCCCUCCUCUUUGUCCUCCUCUAGUGCUAAGCUUCAGUACCAGAAACUGCGAUCGGUUCCCCAACCCCAACGGUAUCAAUCCCCACAUCUUCCCCUCAAAACCAAGAGCCUGUGCUCUCGUCGAGGCUCUGCCCACUUCUCCAGUGUGGAGAGCGAAGUCUGAGGAACAUUAUUAAAUGAGGAACAUCAGCAAGUAGCCCCUAGGGGCGAUCAAAUCACCUGCUCAUGCCGCAAACUGUUAACUGUUCAUAGCAGUCGAGUUGGGUUGUUUUCGCUGGCACCCAUCUCUUGCACAAAGCUCUAAUGCUCAGAGACAAAACUGGAUUGGGAUGUCAAAUAAAUUGUAGCCCUUUCUCUUUACUUGUGUAAGAAUGGAAUACUGCCAUGCUGACAAAUUUUGUCGACGUUAGCGAGACUGUUUGUAUGGGAUUGGCUUUGCUUUUCUUACUUCUUGGGGGCUUUAAGGUGAAGCUUCAAUAAUGUGGGUAAAUGUGAUUUUUCUUGGAGUGUUUUGGUGGUCGAUGGCUCAGGAACGAUUUUUCGAAGGGAGAUUCUGAGGUCAAAAUACAAAGCCCUAACGCCCCACACCCAUCUCUUUUUUUUCUCUCUCUCCUGCUCUCAGAGCUCUGAAUCACAAUGUAAUUGUUGUGUAUAUUUGUUCAAAAUAUCUCAAGGGAAGCAUUCACAAAGGAAAGUAGCAAACCGUUUUUCUUGACCUCCACCGUCCUCAAACUGACAUCUAGCAUUCUGUGUGUUGUUGUCAGUGUUUGUAUUUUCCUAGCAACAGGGUAAGUUAGCCAUGACUGAUCACAUAUUGGCUUACUGAAGCUGAAUGCCAAACUAAAAGUGGAGCUGAUGUACAGUCCUGUUCUUUUGAAACCAUUUCACAGGUCCUCAUGUUUCAUUCUCGUCCCUUGAGCAAUACAUAAUUAACUACAAACAACAUACAAUACAUAUAUUUUAUAUUUGAAAGUUAUUUUAUUAUAUAUAAUAUAUAUGUUUUGUGAUCUGGUUCAAAACAGUUGUGUUGAGUUAUUAAAAGAAUAUAAGCACUGUGCUGUAUUACUGUAGGGCACAUGCAAUGUUUCAACUACCUAUAAUCGGUGGCAGCCCUUCCCCUCUCGACUGAAUGUACAUGUUGCCAUGACAACACAGUGUGCUGCAACCAAGACACUUUUAAGAUCGUAGCAUUCUCGGGGGAGACCUUCUCGUCGGAGCCAGUUAGGGUAGCUUUGAACGCUGAUGUUGAGAGUGCCAGGAUGACAGGGCUAGCCAUACUGCAGUACUGUACUCACUAACCGAGAUGUCAGUGAGUGAUGAAAGACAUGUCAUCUUUCAGAGCACGAUAAGCGAAGGAGAGCACUGUUUACAGUUUAACACUGUGUUUUUACACCUUUUUUUACAAGCUGCUCUGCUCUGCCAUUUAUUAGCUUUGGACACAAUACUCAUACUUGCUUAGCAAGUUUGCUUAAGCUGUAUAAGUAGCAGCAACAAUAAACUGGUCAAAUGAGAGCAAAAUAGAGUUGCAGUUUUAUGCUUUUACUAGACACAUCUGUUAAGUAAAAAAGAAAAAAAGAAAAAGAAAGCCAGAUUAAAUUUUACUUUGAGAAACUGUGAGGAAAAGACUGAUUAGCAAACCAGUCAGGUAGAUCUUUUGUUUAAUUUAGCUUUUACCAUUAGCCAAAAGCUAGCAUCUUUAUAGUAAUCGCUAUAAUUGACUGUGAAUAUUGCUAAGGGCAAUGCGUGUUGGCAGCAGGUCUGAGUCAACUAUGUUUCAUUUUAUUUAUUUUGUUUAUACAGCAUUUAAAAUGUCGUUGUCUUUCAGAGUUUCUUUUGUUUCAAUGGAUUUUGUAAUUAUGUUGUCUUGACGAAGCUAUAGCAUACUAUAACAACAAAAAAGGAUGUUCAUGCUACAUCCAUCCAAUACUUCAGGCUGUUCUGACUAGUGUUGGGGGUAACGCAUUACUUUUAAAUGUACAAGAAAAUAUUACUUCAACCUUGCCUUGCUUUACUUCAAAUAAGUAACGCAAGGUACUUUGUUUCCCUAUUUAUUCACUGACACCUCUCCUGUCCUGAAAUUAGGAGUGAGGCACAGGACAGAGGCACUUCCUUCAGCCUGAGACUUAAUAGUUUCACUCUUGGUGCGAAAGGGCCUUUACAGUUGCCAAAAAUAUAACUAAUGGGUUUUCUGUUGUUAAAAAUAAAUAAGAAAUCCCAGCCCAGGUGACAAAAAGUAACUCUUAAUGUAUGCAUUACUUUCCAUAAAAAGUAACUAAAUAACGCAAUUAGUUACUUUUUAUGGAGUAAUGCAAGAUUGCAAUGCAUUAGUUUUAAAAGUAACUUUCCCCAACACUGGUUCUGACUUUGGUAUGUUUUGUUUUUCUGAUUAAUCAGGUUUGCAAUUUUUUUUUUUUCCUCCACCGAAUAUUCUAAAAAUUGACCAAAAAUUAAACAAGUAUAUCCUGUAUAUGUAUAGAUCUUUUAAGCAUUCAAACUGAAGUUUAUUUGAAACUUUCAAGCAGGGCUUUGUCAAGCCAGCGGCAAAGUUUGACUAAUUUCAAUAUGGUUUGAAGCAUUGUAUGUUGUUAUUUACAUAUGUAUGAAUUUAUAUAAGUGCAUAUUUGACACAGAACCAUGCACAGUCCAACAGGCUAGUUGUUUUUUUGUGUGCUUGUAACUGCAUCUGAGCCAUAUUAAGCUUAUUUGUUGUAUGCUGAGCUUUUUACAAGUAGUACUAAUUAAUUGGGGUAUAUUUUGUUGUCAGUGGGCUAAACAGUAAUGUCAAGAGACUUGGAGUACUAGAAACAUAAUGGGUGAUAAUUUUUAUUAUUAUUUUUUAAACACUGAUGAUUUCUGUUUGGUGAAAUCGGGAGAGCAGUUACACAAAUCUUGUCAAUUCUGACCAGAACCAUAACAAACUGCCUCACUGUCACAGAGUAAUUCUGAGUAAUUUGACAUUAACAUUUAGAAUAUUUGGCAGCUUAUGUAUGUAUAUCCUUUUGACUCCAACUUUGUUGUGUAAUACGUGUCUGGAUUACUUUAUAUAUAGAUGUACCUCAUAUAUGUGUUUGUGACGUUUAGAUAGCAAUAGAGAAAUAGCUGUUCAGCAAAGCAGUAUAGCUGAAGACAAGAGUAUUGUUUUCAAACAUUUCUCUCGCCAGUCUUGAUAAUUAAGAUGUUUCAUGUAUUAGCUGUGAAAAAUAAUUUGGAAUUCUCUUUCCAUUCCAUUGUGCACAUUAAAGUCAGUAGACCGCUAAGAUAAAACAUUUGGGCUGAAACAGCAAGGACCUUAAAAUAAUGUCUUUUUUUUUUUCGUUUUCAAAUGAUAAUAUCAGGCGUAUUGCACAAGUUUUAGUAGGAACCGCCGCCACCAAGAAUCUUAAAAUGGCCUUUCUCUAGACAUGUGUCUUGUUGUGUUGAUAGUGUCUUUGACAGUAAAUGUUUCGUUUGUUUGUUCGUUUAUUUGUUUAUUACUCUAAGAAUAAGUCUCUUAUCGAAGCAGCAGCUUAUAAAUAUAUACACAUAGAUAUAAAUUAUAUAUUUCAACAAAUAACAUGCAUAUAUAUAUAUAUAUAUAUAUGUAUAUAUAUAUAUAAUGUUUAUCAACUAAAUUUAUUAUCUUUGAAUUGGUCUUCUUUUGUCUCUUUGUCCUCUCUCGUCUCAUAACAGCUGACAUCAGAGACCAGUUUUCAACUGUGUUUUUAUGAAUAACAUGGCCGACCAUCGACUACGAUGAAUUUAUGUUGCGAAUAACCAACGCUGUGAUUGAGGUGUGUAUGUGUACGUUUUGGGAUGUGGUGAUGCACAGCUGUAGGCUCCACACUAGGAUCACCAUGAGCGUAGCAAACGGAUUUGACCUCGCUACGUCAAAACCUUUGCGGUCUCCACGUGUGUCACACAGGUCCGGCUUUGGAAACGGUGUGUGUGUGUGCGCGCUCUGUCUGUGCCAAGCUGCAGUGUGUUAUGCUGAAAACACAUUCAAACACAUGCGAUGCUGCUCUGUAAUACUUUGUGAUAAUGUAGCUGAGCAGAGCCAGUUAUGUUUUAUGCCACUCUGUGCCAGGACGGUAGUGCCCCCCCGGUACCACUGUGUUAGGUUCUUGUGCCAUACUCCUCUCAGUAGGGGAGCCUCACAGGGGGGGCCACUCGCUGAGCCGCUCGACCAUGGGAGACUAUACUAUGCUGUGCUGCGAGCAGAACAGAAUAAAAGACUUUUAAUACAAUGGCGUUUGGUCUGUUUUGUUGUUUUCAGCGUGUGUUCGACAGAGAAUGCUUGUGAUUGACAGCAAACGCAGUGAAUAAUUGUGUAAGUCUUUGUUUUCUAGGUUUCUGGGGAGAGAGAGGACAUGAAAAGAAAGAGUGAAAAGCCUUAUGAAACCACUGGUGAGGACACCUACGUUUUACCUUGAUUAAUGCAGAGAAUUCUAAAGAAGUUUUAAUAGAGUUGGGAGAGCCCUUUUAUAGUGCUGUAAAUCACACAUGAGAGCUCGUUAAUAUAUCAGAUGUUUCUUCUAGACAGGGCCAACACUUUUCAUCAAAUUCUUCAUACACAAAAUUGUCUGAGCUCUUUAACAACACUAUACAUACUUUAAUGUUUAGUGUUAUUUUAAUGUUUGUGUAUUAUAGUAUU
Onychostoma macrolepis is the source of this 10637-nucleotide messenger RNA. RefSeq names its product glutamate receptor, ionotropic, N-methyl D-aspartate 2D, a (gene grin2da). The coding region runs from base 237 to 6170 and encodes 1977 amino acids. Gene Ontology annotation, molecular function: NMDA glutamate receptor activity; transmitter-gated monoatomic ion channel activity involved in regulation of postsynaptic membrane potential. Gene Ontology annotation, biological process: long-term synaptic potentiation; excitatory postsynaptic potential; synaptic transmission, glutamatergic. Gene Ontology annotation, cellular component: NMDA selective glutamate receptor complex; postsynaptic membrane; plasma membrane. Lineage: Eukaryota; Metazoa; Chordata; Actinopteri; Cypriniformes; Cyprinidae. The transcript is spliced from 15 exons. The record is from RefSeq and is a predicted model, not a curated record.